Solea solea (common sole) is the source of this 4006-nucleotide messenger RNA. RefSeq names its product aminopeptidase N-like. The transcript is spliced from 20 exons. Gene Ontology annotation, biological process: peptide catabolic process; proteolysis. Bases 472 to 3300 code for a protein of 942 amino acids. NCBI's taxonomy places the organism in Eukaryota, Metazoa, Chordata, Actinopteri, Pleuronectiformes, Soleidae. The record is from RefSeq and is a predicted model, not a curated record. Gene Ontology annotation, cellular component: cytoplasm. Gene Ontology annotation, molecular function: peptide binding; zinc ion binding; metalloaminopeptidase activity.
AGCGGCUGAAUUCCCAUCAGUGCCGCAGGUUUGUCCAGAACCAGCUGAGUGAGUGAGUGAGUGAGGGAGGACGACGGGUCCUCCAGGUUCACCUUCGCCCCUGAAUUAGCUGUAAAAACACGCUCACCAUGUCCAGAUGUUGUGGAGCUCAGUCCAACUGAAUGUUUACCUCGGACUCUUUCCUCUUCCUCAUGUUUAAUCUGAGUCGACCCUGAACUCAUCGAGCCAAACCCUGUUUAUGAGGGAGGUGGAUCCACCAGCUCAGAUCAGUCACUGCCUGUUUCUGCAGGAGAACUAACACAGAGACUCAUCAAGACCAGAGACUCGUCAAUAUCAGAGACUCGUCAAGAUCAGAGACGCCUCAAGACCAGAGACUCAUCAAGACCAGAGACUCGUCAAGACCAGAGACUCGUCAAGACCAGAGACUCGUCAAACUCAGAGUCCCCAGACUCAUGAGUGAAGGACGCCACCAUGCCGAAGAAUUCCCACAAGUCCAGGUUUUUCGCGUCUGUCUUCAUCGUUCUGGUCAUCUCCAUCAUCACCGCCAUCAUAACAAUGGUAAUUUUUUACCAAAUCCAGACCUCAACCAUGAACCCGACGCCCCGUCCAACCUUCCCACCAACCCCCACAGUGCCACCACUCGCCACGCGGCUGCCAAGGAGCAUCGUACCCGAGCGUUACCAGGUCUCCCUCAAAACACACUUCUACAACCAAAUCAUGGAGCCGGAGAACGUCACUGCUUCCAACCAGACGACGUUCUUCACGGGAAACUCCACCGUUUACUUUGAAUGUGUCCAGGCCACCAGCACCGUCCACCUGCACAUCCGCGAGCUGACAGUGUGGGGCGCUGUGGUGAAGAAUAUAAACACCAAGGAGACCAUCGAGUGCAGCACAAGUUACGAUGAAGAGCUGAGUGAGUUUCUGGAGAUCCAGCUGAGUGAGGAGUUAAAGGUGGGAGAAAACUACAGUUUGUUUCUGAAGUUUGAAGGCUUCAUGUCAUAUCUGGAAGGCUUUUACCUGAGCAUGUACAACCACAGAGGCGCCGCCCACCACAGGGAUUCCAACACUGAAAGAUUCAUCGCCGCCACUCAAAUGGCGCCGACGUUUGCCCGGCACGUGUUUCCUUGUCUGGAUGAACCGGACCUGAAGGCUGUGUUUGAAGUGACCAUCAUCCACAGAAAAGACACCAUGGCUCUGGGAAACAACAGAAUGAAGACAGAUUUCAUAGAUGGAGAGUGGAAAUACACGAUCUUUGAACCCACGCCCAGGAUGUCCACGUACCUGUUUGCCUUCGUCGUAUCCGACUUUACGGCCACUGAAUCGUCACAUGACUCGGUCACAAUAAGAACGUUUGCUCGUCCUGAGGCCACGGCAGCGGGACACGCCCACUACGCCGCCAACAUCACAGGAAAGAUUCUCUCCUUCUACGAGGAAUAUUUUCAGAUCGAUUACUCUUUACCAAAGCUGGACCAGGUGGCCCUGCCUGACUUAGUUCAUGCUGGGAUGGAGAACUGGGGACUGGUGACGUAUCAGGAAAGAGAAGUGCUCUACGAGGAAGGCGUGUCCUCACUGUUGCUCAAGGAAAAUAUCGCCAACAUCAUCGCACAUGAACUGGCUCAUCAGUGGUUUGGAAAUCUGGUGACCAUGAAAUGGUGGAAUGAACUUUGGCUGAAGGAGGGAUUUUCUACCUACAUGUCCAACUUAGCGGUGGAUGACGUGGAACCUUCCUUCAGAGCAGGCGAGAUUAACCUCAUCUAUGACUUUGAAGCGGCGUUCAUGGCGGACGCCCUGGCCUCGUCUCGUCCUCUCGUCCCUCCUCAGGACCAGGUCCAGACUGCAGAUGAGAUCCAGCAGAUGUAUGAUGUAAUCACCUACGAAAAGGGGGCGCUGGUGCUGAGAAUGCUCGCUGACAUUGUGGGAAAAAGAUAUUUCAAAAAAGGGAUCAAUAUGUACCUGGAAGACUUUAGUUGCAAAAGCACCGACCAGAACGACCUGUGGAGAACCAUCCAACAGGUGUUGCCUAAGGACACUGGCAUUGACAUUGCUAUGGUGAUGGACACAUGGACCAAACAAAGUGGUUUUCCUGUCAUCACCAUCAACACCACCACUGGAGAAUUUUACCAGAAGCGCUUCCUCUACAAUGACUCCUCCCAAUCCAAUGUUUGGUGGUCUGUCCACAUCACGUCCAUGUCCAAUUCCUCUGUGUUUCGUCCUUUUUUGUUGGAGACCAGUGACAAAGUGAGAAAAGAAGAAUUCAUUUCCAAGAACGGAGAGUGGAUCCUGGCCAACAUCAACUGCACAGGAUUCUACAGAGUUAAUUACAACCUGGAGAACUGGCACUUCCUCCUGACUCAGCUGGAAACUGAGCCACAACGGAUCCCACUGAUGAACAGAUGGCAGUUUGUCGAUGACGCCUUUAACUUGGCGAGGGCUAAACUUGUUAACGUGACUCUGGCUCUGAAUUCAACGCGUUUUCUUCGAAACGAGACAUCGCUUCUUCCCUGGAAGACGGCCAUGAGCAACCUGGACUACUUUGUCCACAUGUUUGACCGUUCUGAGGUGUACGGACCGAUGCAGGCGUACCUCCGUCAACAGGUCACAGGCCUGUACAACUUCUUCAGAAACGACACUGACCACUCGCGAGUUCCUGAAGACCAUUCGUUACAACAUCUCCAGAUGUUGGCCGUAAAGGUGGCGUGUUCUAACGGACUCCCAGAAUGUGUAACCAUGGCAACAAAGAUGUUUGCUGAGUGGAUGAACAACAACACCAACAACAUCCACACGAACCUGCGCUCUGAGAUCUACUGCCACGCUGUGGCCGCUGGUGGUAAAGCGGAGUGGGAGUUUGCCUGGCAGAGGUUUGAGAGUUCUGAAGACACGUCAGAGAAAGAGCAGCUGCGUCAGGCUCUGUCCUGCACCAAGAAGAUCUGGCUGCUCAACAGAUACCUGGAGUACACGUUAAACCCGGACAAAAUCCGUCUGAUGGACGUUGAUUCCACGAUAUUCCUCGUGUCCAGGAACGUGGUGGGGCAGGCGCUGGCCUGGAACUUCAUCAGAGCAAACUGGGAAUAUGUUUCAAAGGGAAACCCAGCAUUGCUGGUGGUGGGCGUGGCCAGCAGGUUCUCCACACAGUUUGAACUGGAGGAGCUGCAGCGUUUUGCCAGUGACUACGAGCUGAUGUCGGCCACCAGGGCGGCGGAGCAGAGCAUCGAGCAAACACAAGUCAACAUCCAGUGGGUGAACGACAACAAAGACAUCGUACACCAGUGGUUUGAUCGAGAAAUGGCUUCACGAAGCUAACGUCAACGACAAUGACAACGUUAUUCACUGGUUUUAACUCCUCAUUACCUGAGUUCACAACUCAAAAUGGCCGCUCUGAGCAUCAACACACACACACACACAACAUUACGAUGACUAACAUUAACUAUGAUAUAAAUGUGUUUAAUUUUCAGGGCUGAAAACAACAAUCUGCUGAUAUCAGAUAUAUACACACACAUAUCUAUAUAUAUAUAUAUAUAUGUAUAUACACGUAUAUAUGUCUAUAUCUAUAUGUAUAUAGAUAUAUAUGUAUAUCUAUAUAUAUUUAUAGAUAGAGGCACAAUAGACACAUUAGCAUAUAUUGCAACAUAUUAAAAACUAUAAGCAAAGUGUUUUUUUCUAUUUGAAUGAAAUUAGUAAAAUAACAAAGUUACCUGAAGAAAUAAUAUGGACAUUUAUCCAGUAAAAGGACAGAUGAGGAGUCACAUGAGCGUGUCAUGUGGUGAGAUCUGGUGUCAUCUAGUGGUCAGAAGUAGUACCACAGUGCAGAGAUGUUUUCUUGCUGGUUUCAAAGUUUUUUAUAAAAAUUCACUUGAUGAUUGAGUGGAAAUUUAAAUGUUUUUUUCAUGUUUUUUCAGUGCUGAUUUCACCUGUUUACACACAAAAUGUACAAAUGAACCUUUGUAUGUUAUUUUAAAUAAUAAAAAUGAUGAUGUCACUGUGAUGGGGAUGAUGUCAUCACAGCAAA